Molecule: messenger RNA, 4383 nt
Organism: Nematostella vectensis (starlet sea anemone)
Lineage: Eukaryota; Metazoa; Cnidaria; Anthozoa; Actiniaria; Edwardsiidae
Exons: 28
Coding region: 609-4067 (1152 amino acids)
Biological process (GO): cell surface receptor protein tyrosine kinase signaling pathway; positive regulation of kinase activity; multicellular organism development
Cellular component (GO): signaling receptor complex
Molecular function (GO): ATP binding; transmembrane receptor protein tyrosine kinase activity; protein binding
Source: RefSeq, a predicted model, not a curated record
UAUAAAGGAAUUGUUAAGUUUAAGUUAGUUUUUUUAGAGGGGAAAGCAUUGUUGAUUAACAGGGAAAUUCGGUUGUUUACCGGAAGUCAUCAUAACCACAGUGGGUUAAUUAAUUUCAGGUAUUUACUAGAAUAAUAUGGGAUCUCAAUGUGACAUAAUGAAUUAGUAGAGAGCAAUACAAUAGUUAUUAAACCAGCCCCAAGAUUGCAUCUCUCCACGAUUCCUUUUCAAUCCAGGAGCGCUCGAUUAAUAUUAGGAAAAGGAAAUAGAUAUAAUUGGGCUUAUUAAAAACAAGUUGAAAACGUAAACCUCAGGAUGCGAAAUUAGAUUAGUGGGAUAUUAAUGUGAAAUUGCGCUCGUUCGCGAAUUAUGUUUAGCAGCUUGCUCGUGGAUUGGGCUGAAUGUGAUAUAUUUAGAGCGUAUCAGGAUUGUGAUAAUAUCACGCUUGCGAGUUAUUGCAAGGAUUAUCACCUUCACGUUGACAACUGCUUUCUCGGAAUUAAGGCGAUCCAGCUGCCCUGUUUUCGCCGACUGCCAGUCAUUUUCCAUGGUGCUCUCGCCGGUGUCUGCUAAAGAUUCCCGAUGAAGAAGUGUGUGGGGCAGCGUGCAUGGACCUUACCCAAGCCAUGGCUAAUCGCACUGAGGUUAAUACAAGCGUGGCAAUACCACCUCGACCUAGUCCCCCACGUUUUAUCUCACAUACUUACCGUACGCUGACGGUCGGAUGGACUGCUGGAAUAUGGAAUGCCUCGACGCCAGUGCGCUAUGUUUUAGAGGUCAUACGGCACAUGAAUGCAAGCGAUCCUUUGGUUAUUCUACCAGUGGUACAGCGAUACCAUAUGUUGUCCGGUGUCCGGUUUACAAGUCCACUGCUUGAAGCCCAGACCAACUAUUCUAUGAGAGUUGCCGCUGUCUCUUUGAACGGCACGCUAGGCUUUUCUGCAUUCAGCGACCUAUAUGAAACCAACAGCACGUGUGAUGACACUAUUCAACACGGAUCCAACCUGUCGUUCCCUUGUCCUGUCACUCACGUGCGCGUGCACGUCAGGGCGAGUCUAGCACCAGAACGCAGGCACCAGCUCAUCACGGCAGCUAUUCAUUGGACGCUUCCUGAAGACAUUCACACUCUCCUAAAGGAGAGUUUCAAGGUCUAUGUUCUUGUCGACAAUGACAACCCCGUAAUAUGUUCCCAACUGGGACGUCCUGCUGACUUCUACUGGACCGUCCACAAGUUUGCUAAUCACACAGAUGUACCUAGAGAUCAGUUUGAGCGCUCGUUGUACCUGGGAUGUAAAUAUACCAUAAAGUUUUCAGCUCUUCGUCUGAUUGAAGAAAUGUACUUUCGUACAUCUGCUGAAUUCAGGAUUCCAGAGUGUGUCCAAGGUUUCUGUGCAUGUGAAUCAGGAAGUGAUCUUCCCAACAUCCAGCACCCACCUAUCGGCACUUUCGUCCACGAGCGCAGCCAUGCGAAUGCCACUGCGGUAAAUGUGACCGUCACGUUUAACAGCUCGGCUUGGAGUCACCAGCUGAUGUAUUACAUUCUCUCUGAUCGAACGGCUUUCCUCUACCCAACUUCCUGUAUCCAACUGCCACAAACAGUCGAAGUGUUCUUACCAGAGAAUGUCACGACACAUAUCCAUCAGCAUCACCUCGCGCUGCCCUAUGACUGCAAGUACAUUAUAAAGGUAAAGCUGGUAGAUUAUCAAGCAUGUACUAUUGGAUUUUUAGAAUCUAUUAUAAAGACGGUGUACAUCCCACCGACACUACUACCGACUACCAACAGACUACGCACCGACCCCCCGACGAUAACGGCGAUGACGUCACCAAGGAUGCCGCCAUUCACUGAUGUGACCGCCAGGGCUACCCAAGGGUCCGACGGUGACAGUGAUGCAUUGAUUGCAGUGGCUGUGAUGAUGCCUCCGAUUACCAUCGCUGUCAUAGUAGCUAUCUUGUUCUUUUGGUACAAGCGACGACACAAACACGCUGAAGAUUUAGAACACUCGCCAUCGGGUCUUCGUAGACUAGCAGACUUCACGUCUGAUAUAGAAAACCACGUGUAUCAUCGGAAUUUGGACCAGACGUCGAACUCUAUCUUCUGCGACGAAAACUCUCGCCUGGUGGUUAGUCUCCCCACUAAAGGGACUGGCUCAGGCCUGGAGCUGAACCCUGCCUACCUGGAGCAACGUAUCCAGGAGGCCAUUGUAAUCGGAGAGGCAGAUCAAUACGAAUUCGGAUUUCAUCGGCUGGAUAUCGGUGGCCAAAUCGGAACAGGCGCAUUCGGGACAGUGUUCGUCGCCGAUGCUUACGAUAUCCAUGGUAACGAAGGGCCAACAACAGUAGCAGUUAAGAUUCUUAAAGAUAACGCGAGAGAAGAUGAGAAGGAGGAUUUCAAAGCAGAGAUAAACUUUAUGAAGUCAUUUGGAGAACAUGAAAACGUGAUUCGUAUCAUGGGAUGCUGUACUUUGUACGAACCUCUAUGCUUGAUUGUCGAGUAUGUCCCGCAUGGAGAUCUGCUUCACUAUCUCAGAGACCUUAGAAAAAAGUUCGAGUACGAGCUUCGAAAGCGACGCCAAGAGUGUGAUGGCCUACAGAUUGAGCCGGCAUCUUGUGAGCCGCCCACUCAGAGCAGCCAGUAUAAUGAAUCAUUAGUAGGAUGCAAAUCUCCAGUGGGAGGGCAUCGCCGCCUCGCUCCUUCCCUUAGUGAUACGGAGAUCAUGUCCUCUCAUCUCAAAGAAACCGUCAAAAGGAGACGGACUACUCCGUUUUCCUCUCUUUUGAGUGUUGGCAGAGACGCGUCACGUGCUCGAAGGAGUGCUACAAAAAUAGAGCACCAGGGGAACGGAGAGACUGAUAAAAAAUAUGAAAAGUUUUUCGAGCCUGGCGAGCUUGAGAAAAUGCGACUGAAGAACAGACGGUCUCUAUCGGCGACGAGCCUGACCAUACGUAGGGGCUUGUCCUCACUCCUCCCCAGGUCCCGGAAGGGCUCCAACGCCAGCAAAUCAGAGUUCCCGUAUGUGGGCCGCGGAGACGCUAAUAGCUGCUCAAACGUCAACAGUCACACGUGCUUAUCCACAGUCGAGAGCUGUUCCGAUUCUUGGAAUACCCAGCGCCAGCAGAUAACCCGCGAGUUACAAGACCAGGCUGUGAAUCUGGACGGCGCCCUAGAUUCCGCGGACUUACAGUCAUUCGCAUUCCAAAUCGCAAACGGAAUGGAAUACCUUGCCGGGCAAGGAGUGGUGCACCGAGAUCUAGCAGCGCGGAACAUUCUAGUAGGAGAGGAAAAAGUGCUGAAAAUCUCCGACUUCGGUCUAUCUAGGGAGGGGGUGUAUGUGAAGCGAAGUACGGGCAAGAUCCCCUUGCGAUGGUUAUCCAUAGAAGCGAUGCGGGACAGGACAUACUCCACGGCUAGCGAUAUCUGGGCGUUCGGGAUUGUUUUAUGGGAGAUCUGCACCCUCGGCGGCUUCCCAUACCCUACGGUGAACGACAGGGAUUUGCUUCGGUUCCUGCAUGAGGGAAAAAGGAUGGAAAAACCGUCUAAUUGUACCGACGAAAUAUACCAAAUAAUGUUGGCCUGUUGGUCACGCGAGCCUGCGGACCGACCUUCCUUCAAAGAGCUGCGUGACAUAUUAUGGGAUAUGCAAAAGGAGGAAAGUCCGUAUGUUAACGUGGAUCCCAGUCAGGACUUUGUGCUUCCACCAGUAACAGAAGACUCUAUGGAAAACCUCAUGAUGUUCAGCAAUGGCUCAUCUCAAGUGUCCAUUGAGAAGGAGCCGUCGUCGAGUGGCACAACGGACGACUCUGGUCCCAAUGACGCCAACGGUUUCUGUUCGUCAAGUGAUGGUUUAGAGAUUCUCAAUCAGUGCUAUGAUGGCCAGACUUUAUCGAAAGACCAUCUCGAGUUGGAUUCAGAGAACCCAGGCUACGAGAGCUCCAAUGCCUCUGAUACAGAUAUGCACCUUGGCACCAGGCUACGCAACCUACGCGGCCACAGCAAGACCAUGUUGCUUGCCAAACACAUGCCGUUAUCAUCGGAUAUCGAGAACGAUUUAGCCGAGUCCGCUGUGUGAUAAUAUCAAUGGCCUUAUACAACAGAUAUUAUCGUAGGGCAUUAUAGUUCAUUAAAGAGUGGGAUGUUAUCUACCUCUUGGUCGGUACGCGAUUACACGCUUUCAAACACGAGAAAACAUUCAGAGGCUUACUAUGGUCUAUCCUUUGUCUGAGCUACCAAAAAAUUCAAUCACAGAUGAUUUGUGCUCCUCACAAAUGCUAUUCCAAGUAGAAUAGUAUUUUGACUCUUGAAUGGAGACUUGAAUUUGGAUAAUGAACUCUUUUUUAACCGUAUCUGUACCAAAUCAAGAAAGAAAAUCGUUGAUUACUACCGUA